CCGCUUCGCCGCCAUGCCAGUUUUCCAGCUGGAGCUUGUCUUCGGUAGUUAGGACACGUUGUAGCCUGGUUUGCUCUGAGUCUCAGCCCGUCCAACUGUUUCUCCGUCCCUGUCCCCGACGACUACGCGGUGAGUGCCGCCGACAUGGAGAUCUCCCAUGUUUACGCGAAGCUCCGCAGAGAGUUUGGGCGCCAGUGUCUGUUCUCUGACCGGCCUGAGGAGGUGAUGGUGGACAUCCAUCCGGUGCCGAGCCUGGCCUCCGAGUUCAUCCUGAAGACCCCCAAAGAUCAGGCCGUACAGGCCUGCAGGGACAUGUCCGAGCACCAGGCAAACACUGAGCGCUUUGAGUCCAGCAGUUGUGGCAUAAACCAUGUGGAGGGUGGAUGGCCGAAAGACAUCAACCCGAAAGACUUGGAACAAACCAUCCGCUUCAGGAAGAAGGUGGAAAAAGAAGAAAACUACAUCAACAGCCUCCAAUACCUGGGCAUCGUCAUGGAGCACUGCAUCAGGCAAAACAACACUAUAGACAUUUACAAGCAGUACCUUGAGGAAGAUGAGGAGGUGGAGGAAAGUCCAGAGUUACCGUCUGCGAAGACCAUCAACAUUCUCAGAGAUCCCAACGAAGUGAAACGUACCAUCACUGGCCUGUCGUGGCACCCUGAUGGCGGCAGGAAGCUGGCCGCGGCUUACUGCAGCCUUGAGUUCCAAAAGACACCCAAAGACAUGAGCUUGGACUCCUACAUCUGGGACAUCGAGAACCCAAACUGCCCUGAGAUGACCCUGAAACCAGAAUCCCCGCUUGUCUGUCUGGACUACAACCCGAAGGACCCCCACACUCUUGUUGGGGGCAGCUACAAUGGGCAGAUUGCUUACUGGGACACUCGGAAAGGCAGCCAGCCUGUGGAGUAUUCUUCUAUGGAGCACAGUCACAGGGACCCCGUUUACAAGAUCAUCUGGUUGCAAUCUAAGACCGGGACAGACGCCUUCUCUGCCUCCACCGACGGACAGGUUCUGUGGUGGGAUGUUCGAAAGCUGAGCGAGCCAACAGAGCGCCUGGUUCUGGACCCGGGCCGGGAGGGGAAUCUGGACAAAGCUCUGGGGGCCAUCUCUCUGGAGUUUGAGCCCACCAUGCCGACUAAGUUCAUGGUGGGCACCGAGCAGGGCCUGGUGGUCUCCUGCAACAGGAAGGCAAAGACUCCCGCUGAGAAGAUUGUCUGCACAUACGACGGCCACCACGGACCCAUCUACGCCCUGCAGAGGAAUCCUUUCUUCCCCAAGAACUUCCUCACUGUUGGGGACUGGACGGCCCGCAUCUGGUCAGAGGACAUCAAAGAGUCGUCCAUCAUGUGGACCAAGUACCAGAAGUCUUACUUAAUGGACGCCUGCUGGAGUCCAGUGAGACCUUCUGUCUUCUUUACUGUGAAGACGGAGGGCGUGCUGGACAUCUGGGACAUCCUGUUCAAACAGAGUGACCCCACCCUGAGCGUCAAGGUGAGCGACAAAGCUCUGCACAGCCUCCGCGUUCAGGAAAACGGCCGGCUGGUGGCCUGCGGCUCCCACAGCGGCAACGCCACGCUGCUGGAGAUCUGCUCUGGACUGUCGACCCUGCAGAAGAACGAGAAGAGUCUGGUGGCGGCUAUGUUUGAGAGGGAGACGAAGCGAGAGAAGAUACUGGAGGCCCGUCAGAGAGAGAUCCGUCUGAAGGAGAGAAGUCGCUCCGAACAGAGCAGAGAGGACGAGGCGGGGCGGGAGGACGGGGAGGACAAUCCCGAUCAGCUCAUCGCCAGAGCUGAGAGCGACUUCUACACCUUGGUGGAAGCAGAGAUGAGGAGGAGGGAGAGGAGAGAGGAAACACCACAGGAGAAUGAUGACGGUGAUGAGAGAGAAGUGAAGAAUGGAGUGGAAAAUGGUGAAACUGGUAACACUGAUUCUUCACGAUGAAUAAAAACAUAUCGGUCCUUCCUCAAACUCUUCACCUCUGUUCCAAUUAAAUUUUUUUUUGUAUUAACUUUGUAUUUGGCACCCUAGUGUGCACAGUCUGCCUUUUGUUAGUUACAUUUGCACCAUUAAACUGAAUAAAGUUUAUCUGUUUGUCUGA
Molecule: messenger RNA, 2098 nt
Organism: Fundulus heteroclitus (mummichog)
Lineage: Eukaryota; Metazoa; Chordata; Actinopteri; Cyprinodontiformes; Fundulidae
Gene: dnai2b
Product: dynein, axonemal, intermediate chain 2b
Exons: 12
Coding region: 145-1941 (598 amino acids)
Biological process (GO): cilium movement; outer dynein arm assembly
Cellular component (GO): outer dynein arm
Molecular function (GO): dynein heavy chain binding; dynein light chain binding
Source: RefSeq, a predicted model, not a curated record